AUGACAAGUGUGCCAUGUUUUACAAAUAACAGUAAUAAUAAUAACAAUCAGAAUAACAAUAAUUUCAGUUCACAUUCAACCUCGAGAAUUGAAUAUCAACAGAAUAAUAUACAACAGAAAUCAUUUACUGAUAACGACAGCUCAAUACCUCCUCUUAUUGACUUUUCCUGUGCAUCAUUCUUAAGCGAAGAUGAAAAGCCCCGAGAAACUUCACGGGAAGAUUUAAACAAUGCACCAUCGAUGGAAUUAUGCACAGUUAAUUCUCCGAGUGGUAUAUUAUUAUCACCAUCAUUAGACAUUAACAAUACACCUAAAGAGUGUAUAAUAAAUUCCAAUGUAAAACUUGAUUCAAAUAAGCCUCCUCUUACGACAACUAUAACAAGUGCCACCACAUCCUCUUCAACAACUUCAACACCUUUGAAUAGUGGAUCACGUCAUUGGAAAAAUGUUCAAUGUACAAUGAAAGUUGUACUGGCGACAAUGGAUCAUGUAAAACGUCGACGUAAAACAAAUUAUAAUAUUACAGCUAGACGAGAUUCAUUUAUGGAUCGUUUUUCAACUCAACGACGUGGUACUUAUGCUGCAGAGGAAUAUUUAAAUGAUACACUCUUUAAUGAUCAGUUGUAUGCACUGAAAACAUCAGAUAAUCUAUUGAAUCGAUUAGAAGAUAUUGAUAAAAAGGUUGACUAUGCUAACAGUGAACAGAAUAUAACCGCCCAAAACACAACAACAACAGCAAUCAGUGGAAUCGAUGACAGUAGUCAGCGUAUAAAAUAUUCUGGUAGUUAUAAAGAGAUUAAUACACCUGAAAAAGAAUACCUUUUAACGCAUAACACCAGUGUAUCACACGGUGAUGAGUCACUCUACCUACAUCCACCCAAGCCAUCUAGUAAUCAUUGUAUGAAUAACCAAAGAAAUUUCAGUGAUGAAUUAUCAAAAUCCGAGAAAGUAGAAGUGGAUGGUGAGAAGGGUAAUCCGAAAAGCUCUACACUGUCAGCUUACUAUAAAAAGCCUCAAGUGUGUAUUGUUUUUCAUCCGCAUAGUACAGGUUAUGUCAUCUGGUUGACAUUUGUCUCGUUAGCACUAUUGUAUAAUCUAUGGACACCGAUUGCUCGUCAAGCAUUUGAUGAGUUACAAUCAAAAUAUCAGAAAAUUUGGUUAUCAUUUGAUAUUGUCGCUGAUAUCACCUAUCUUAUUGACAUAUUUGUUCAAUGUAAUACAAGCUACCUGAAAUGUGGUCUAAAAGUUCGUGAUCAUCAAAAACUAGCUAUGCGUUAUUUAAAAUCUUAUCAAUUCCUACUGGAUGUUGCAUCAUUAAUCCCAUUGGAUUUAUUACAAUUUAAAUUUGGUGUCCAACCAAUGUUACGUUUUCCAAGAUUUUUAAAAUGCUACCGUUGUCGUGAAUGGAAACUACGCGUGGAGAAUCGAACUAUAUUUCCAAAUAUAUGGAGAGUGCUAAAUUUAAUACAUAUUUUAUUCUUAGGCUGUCAUUGGUUUGCAGCCUUCUAUUAUUUGAUAUCAAAAUAUGAAGGAUUUAAAAGUCCAUGGGGAUAUCAACCUUAUGCUGACUUAGAACAGGUGACAAUGUCAAGAAGAUAUUUAAAAUCAUUCUAUUGGGCAACUUUAACACUAACUACAAUUGGGGAUUUAAAUUCACCAUCCAGUAGUAUAGAUACUCGUGGACAUAGAGGUUCAGUAUCAAAUUUAUGGUUGACAUUCACAAUAGUGUCUUAUCUAAUUGGUGUAUUUAUUUUUGCAACAAUAGUCGGUCAAGUUGGUAAUAUUAUUACUACAAGAAAUGCUCAUCGGACAGAAUUCGAAAAAAUCUUGGACAAUGCUAAAAGUUAUAUGCGUACAAAUUCAGUCAGUAAAGAUCUUCAAAGUCGUAUCCUGCUUUGGUAUGAUUAUGCAUGGUCAAAAGGAAGUGGAGGUGGUCAAGACAUCAAUUCGUUAGGCAUGCUACCGGAUAAAUUGAAAACAGAACUUGCAUUAAAUGUGAAUUUAGAGACAUUGAAAAAAGUGACAAUCUUUCAUGAAUGCAGACCAGAAUUCCUACAUGAUAUCGUCUUAAAAAUGCGACCAUUGGUGUUAACACCUGGAGAUUUAAUCUGUCGUAAAGGUGAAAUAGCUCGUGAUAUCUACAUUAUUGCAGAUGGCGUACUUGAAGUUCUAAAUGAAGACAAUGAAGUUCUUUCAACAAUGAGUGCAGGCGACUUUUUCGGAGAAAUUGGCGUACUUAAUUUGGACGGUAUCAAUAGGCGAACUGCUGACGUAAGAGCUGUUGGUUAUGCUGAAUUAUUUGUCCUUUCACGUGAAGAUAUAUUGAAAGCCCUCAAAGAUCAUCCUGAAGCCGAGAUUGUUAUAAGAAAGCAUGCAGCUCGACGGUUAUGUGAAUCACGGACUCGACGAGCUGGUAAUUUGGGCCAGGGGGGUAAAUCUCCAUCAGCCGGCUCAACAACCACCUAUUCACCGACACUAUCUCCACUUUUAUACAAACAGAGCAAUUUGCUUUCAACAGGUAACAGUACACGAAGUUCUACUAGUGCUCCGUUAGAUCAGAAUACAAGUAAAGAGAUUUCAAGAUUAUCUUCUACAAAUCCGGCGAAUGGAGAGAGUAUGAAACAAAAUGAUAAAAGUUCAUCUAUCCGUAAAACUCCUACUAAUAAUAAUUUAAAUUUAGCAGAAAAAUUGUUAAAUACUUCUUGCAGUCAAAAUCAUCAGAUGAUGUCGAUGGCAGAUGCUGUAGAUCAAUUUACAGAAAGAUGGGAGAAUAUAUUGGGAUCAUUGGUUGAAAUUCAUCGUAAAGAAUUAUCCCUAUUAAAAGAACAAUUAUUACAAUAUGGAGUCAAUCAAAAUUAA
Trichobilharzia regenti is the source of this 2859-nucleotide messenger RNA. The record is from the annotation of a GenBank genome assembly. Lineage: Eukaryota; Metazoa; Platyhelminthes; Trematoda; Strigeidida; Schistosomatidae.